AAUCUUGGACCCGGCAAGUUCCAAUUUGGAUCCAUUUACCUUUGCUGGAAAACUUCAGAGGCGCAUGGAACAAGUUUGCCCGCAACCUUCAUCUAACCAUAGCAAGGCACAUUUUUAUAUUCCUCAUCAAUUGUCGGAUGCAACUCAUGUCUUUAUUAGGCCCGACGCGCAUAGAACACCUCUUCAGCGACCAUACGAUGGCCCGUUUCGGGUCCUGGAGCGUCACGACAAAUUUCUUAUUGAUUUUGGAUCAAGACAAGACAACGUUUUAAUUAAUCAUCUCAAGCCCGCAUUCCUAGAGUCUGACACACAACCCACAACUCCAUCAUCAACACCACCAAGCUCGUCAGAAUUUGACUGAGGGUAUAAAAACCACAAAGCAGUGCAAAUGUAAUUCUUUGGGCCAUUGUGGGACAUGGAGUACCGCCGUUUCCUGUCCUCCACCGUCCCCUCUCCUCCGGAUUGGAUCUGCUGUGAGUGCGCACCUCCUCGGCUCCUAGAACACCACACAUGCACCUUGAUCGAUGGCUGACCACGGAUGAAACUCAGCGGAUUGACCUGCAGCCCCUUGCCAUAGGUGACCUCUAUCCAUCCCAAUAGCAAUAGACUUGAACACCUACGCAGUAAGCAAAUCACGUACGUACGAUGAUACGCAUCGGACCUGAGGUUUGGGAUCGGUCGGGCUCUAUCGGGCACGGCUGCUGAAUAUUCAUUCCUCUGAACGAAUGGGAAAGUGUCAAUAUUUGCUAUCUUUGUCUUAUUUUAUCAUCAAAUAAGUCGUUAAGAUCAACGAUAUAGCAGAGUAGCAAAGAAGGUCAAGUUGUCAACUCAACAUACAAUGCGUCUGGCGCUCUACAUCCUCUCAGUUCUUCUCAGUAAAAUUUCUCGAGUAUCUUGCUUUACAUUCCCCCUUCAGAGCCGCAUUUUCUUAGUCAUGUGACCUCUAUUAUUAAUUAAUGCGGGAUAUUCCAAUGAACUCUUCCACACGCCUUAUGGAAUUGUCUCUUUUCUGACCCAACGCUGUGUAAAUUUUUCUGCGAAUAGCUUCAUGGGGAAUUCCCCCUGCUCUUCCUUGCUCUCUGAAUAAGGAACACAGCAAUAUGAAAAGUUAGUUAUUGAAGCGGAUGUACGCUCGGAUCGAGCGGAAGUCAAUCGCGUCCUGAGCAUUAGACCUGCUUGCGUCCUCAAGGUCGUCGCCCGAGUCUAACCAAAUAUUCGAGCGCUCAGGAUCUCAGGAGGAUGCAUGCUUCUAGUCCAUGCAUACCUGCAUGGGAGCAUUCAGAGGUUUUUUUUAAGGCCCACCUGAAUGUCAAAUAGCGUAUACUGGGAAUUGCGUAGGCCGCUGGAUGAGGCGGCGAAUGACCGUUGAGGAUCCGAUGAUUUUCGAGAAAGAAACAGAAUUACCUUGAACCGCAAUCCCACUCGAUUAAGAACGUUGUUGCAUUUUCUUCUGUCUCUUCGAGUUGGAAUUUGUAACUUGUGAGUGGCAAAAAUAGGUCCCACCAUUGGCAUCUUCUAAACCAAUAUUUGAAGUGUAGUGGGCACUCACACACUCGUCAUGCGGCGUUCAUUGCACCCUAGCCUUUCAAUUCUUUUGCUACAAUGGAGUCUGGUUGAGGGGGGUAUCCUCCGAGGCUCCUCCGAGGUUGCAGCGGGGAGAGAAGUUGUGGAUGACGCAAACGAAGCGAUAGUGGUGAGUGCAUCCGAUUCUGGCUCGUCGUCAUCGUCCUCGAUCGUGUCUCCCGAUGGUCCGGGUCCUUCCAUUUUGGGCUCCUUGGACAACAUCUUCGGCUCGGUCAAAGACUUUGAUCAGUACCAAUGCUUGGAGAAGAUGCUCUGUGAAUACAUGCAAACGGAUGGCGAUGCCGUGUCCGAGCUCAUCAACCGACCCUUGUCAGGGUUUCAAAGUGCCACCGCCACUGGGCUCACCGCCUCCAACCCAACGGAUACCCGCUUCGCUCCCGCGCCCAAUGGACCUAAUUUUGACACACCCAACGCGCCUUUUAGGCCCCCCAACUUUCAGCAACAACUGCUACAACAACAGCAACCGCCACCAAGACCCGGACAAGGGGGUUUCUUAGGUGCUGGUGGUGGGGGAAGCAGUGGUGGGGGUCUGCUGAGUCAAUUAGGUAGUGCUCUUCUGGGUCGUAAAAAGCGUCAAGCUGCUACGUCAAAUGUGCAGGGCAACAUCAUUCGGUUGUUCCAAGCUACUGGUAUGGAUCACCUCAACCUGUUCCCUUACGUUCGAGCGGCUCUCAUAGGGCAUGCCACGCGAAGUGACUUGAAAUCCGGUGGAGGUUUCGUUCGACGAGGAAGUUCUUGUCAGCAAAUGUACCGUCAGUGUCCCACGGAGGCCUCGGGGGUGGUUGACUACCUCAACAAUCAUAAUGGCGGACUGUUCAAUCAGGUCGAACCCAGCGUCAACCAAGAAGUGGCUCCCAUUUUAAGUUCCAUCGUGUCAGACGUGAUUGGAGGAGGAGGAACUAGUGGGACGCAGACCCAAUCCAGCUCCACGGGAGGCUUGGCGGGUUUGGCGGGAUCAGACUCCUCUUUUGGCACCAUCGACAAGCUCAUCUCCACAGCUUUAAUCAAUAAUGCGGCGGAGAUGUUGACGGGGGGCACCAGUUCGUCCUCGUCGUCAUCAUCUGCAACGGCAGCAGCGUCCGGAGGGGGUUUGUCUUCUCUUUUAGGCGGGUCUGGGUCAUCCGGGUCGGGAGUUAUUGGUCAAGCUUUAAGCACUUUCACCAGUUUUGUGUCUGGCAAACGAAAAUAGAAACCAAAAUUGAUCGUUCA
Molecule: messenger RNA, 2793 nt
Organism: Tigriopus californicus
Lineage: Eukaryota; Metazoa; Arthropoda; Copepoda; Harpacticoida; Harpacticidae
Product: putative lysozyme-like protein
Exons: 3
Coding region: 1559-2773 (404 amino acids)
Source: RefSeq, a predicted model, not a curated record